AUGGAGGAGCUGGAUCGGAUGUUUUGUGCAUUGGACACGCCGCCAUGGAAUAUAGGUGGGGCGUGUGUACUGGUCGUCCUCAUGUAUGUUGACCCGAAUACCGAUGCCCCGCAGAAAGUAGUGCUUAAUAUCGGUGAUUGUCGUGCUAUUAUUCGAGAGGCGCCGGACGUCGUCGCCCUCUCCGAAGAUCACUGCGCAUCCAACGAGAAGGAGAUGGCGCGAGCUCUUCGCAGUGGGGCCAACAUUCUAGGCAACCGCAUUGCAGGGAUCUUGCAGCCCUUCCGGGUCAUCGGUGAUGCGGAUUUAAAGGGCCCCGACAAGAAGGAUUGGGUCAUCCCUACGCCUGAGAUCCAUCAAAGCGAGUUACUCGUUGGUCGCAGCAUCUUAGUUAUCGCCAGCGAUGGCGUUUGGACGCACAGCAAGGACGACAUCUCAGUCAUUGUGGUCUCAGUGUAG
Molecule: messenger RNA, 456 nt
Organism: Phytophthora infestans T30-4
Lineage: Eukaryota; Oomycota; Peronosporomycetes; Peronosporales; Peronosporaceae
Exons: 3
Coding region: 1-456 (151 amino acids)
Biological process (GO): protein dephosphorylation
Molecular function (GO): protein serine/threonine phosphatase activity
Source: RefSeq, a predicted model, not a curated record